AUGGAUAGUGGCGGCAGUCGUGGAAGUCAGUACAGCCAAGGAGGGCUACCGCCGCCACCACUACCGCCGCACGAUGACCAGGAACUCAACGGGGAGCCAAUUCCGAAGGCGUUGUUGGAUCCGAAGGUGCAACGACAGCUGAACAAGCGUAAGGUGUGGAGGCCUUGGUUCGUGUGGUUUGUAUCGGCGGUGCAGAUUGCAGUGCUGGUGUUUGAGUUUGUGAAGGGAUAUCAGCGGACGGGAAGUAUCAUUGAGACCCAUCCGUUUAACCCAAUGAUCGGUCCCGGAACAGGGACGUUUAUUGUGACGGGAGCUCGAUUUGUGCCAUGCAUGCGGAGCACAUACCUGGACACGAUGCAGAUUGAGUGUCCGGACAACACGACGUCGGUGUGCACGAUCUCGGAUAUUUGUGGAUUCACGCCGAUUGCGUCGACGGGCAAGCCGCCGAACCAGUGGUUCCGGUUCAUUACGCCGAUCUUUCUGCAUGGAGGCGUUGUGCAUCUGUUGUUCAAUUUGAUGUUCCAGAUGCGGACGGGAGCCGACCUGGAGAGGGAUAUGGGAUGGUGGAGGAUUGGGAUCAUUUAUAUGACCUCGGGAAUUGUGGGCUUCAUCUUUGGAGGAAACUUUGCACCACUCUUGUCACCAUCGAUGGGCGCAUCUGGAGCGAUCUUUGGAUUGAUCGGCUGUCUUGUACUGGAUCUCAUUCAGAACUGGAGGUUGGUCGUGCGGCCAUGCUGGGAACUGUCCAAGCUUUCGCUCAUGAUCCUGGUAUCAUUCGGGUUCGGGUUGCUCCCGUUCUUGGACAAUUUUGCGCAUAUUGGAGGGUUCUUUUCCGGAAUCUUGACAGGACUUGUGUUCAUGCCUGUGGUCUACUUCUCAAAGCGGGACAAGUACAUUAAGCUGGGACUUCGGUUCAUUGCGCUGCCGGUGAUUGUUUUGAUCAUUGUCCUGGGAUUGACGAACUUUUACAAGGGUGUGAAUAACUGCAGCUGGUGCAAGUAUUUGAGCUGUUUGCCGAUCAAUGGGUGGUGCGAUGCGUUUGAUCCGCCUCAGGGAUCAACCUAA
Messenger RNA from Gamsiella multidivaricata, 1065 nucleotides. RefSeq names its product rhomboid family-domain-containing protein. Lineage: Eukaryota; Fungi; Mortierellomycota; Mortierellomycetes; Mortierellales; Mortierellaceae. The transcript is spliced from 4 exons. The record is from RefSeq and is a predicted model, not a curated record. Gene Ontology annotation, cellular component: membrane. Gene Ontology annotation, molecular function: serine-type endopeptidase activity. Bases 1 to 1065 code for a protein of 354 amino acids. Gene Ontology annotation, biological process: proteolysis.